This is a messenger RNA of Syngnathus acus (greater pipefish), 3914 nucleotides long. RefSeq names its product echinoderm microtubule-associated protein-like 4 (gene eml4). Gene Ontology annotation, biological process: microtubule cytoskeleton organization. The coding region runs from base 474 to 3299 and encodes 941 amino acids. Gene Ontology annotation, cellular component: mitotic spindle. The record is from RefSeq and is a predicted model, not a curated record. NCBI's taxonomy places the organism in Eukaryota, Metazoa, Chordata, Actinopteri, Syngnathiformes, Syngnathidae. Gene Ontology annotation, molecular function: microtubule binding. The transcript is spliced from 24 exons.
GCAUCACUUGCAUACACGACGUCUCGAAUUCCUUUGACGUGAAGUUGACGUUUGGCCUAGUACCGGGCCGCGAAUUUGAAAAGGAGCCUGCAAUAUGCAAUGGACAAACGGGGGGCACUGCCGCCGACCAAGCGACCCGUUGCGAAGCGGAAACCGCUCCCUCUCCUUCUUCGGAGUAUACGGGCGGAGUCGGAAGCGUGCACGAGUGAGCGUCGCUCGGUCCGUCUGCUCUGAGGUUCCGUCGCCUCGACUUGCUUGUGUCCUUCAGUCCUUACCCGGCCUCUUUCUCAGCGACCGCAGUGCGCGAGACGCCAAGGAAUCGAGCGGCUCGUCGUGGUCCACGAAGCGGAGAACGCAGCGGAAAGCAUCGGCGGCGUCGCGCUCGUUUCUCCCAGUCGGAACGCAAAUUCGCUUCUCAGCCGGGCCGGGUCUCCUCCGGCCUCCAUCGCGCCACCGGCGUCGCCUGACUGGAAAUGGAAGGUGGCAGUUUAGACGACAGCAUGUCGGGCGCCAGCGCUUUGGAUGUGAACGAGCGCCUUUGCACGCUGGAGCUUCGUUUGCAGCAGCAAGAAGACGAAGUGACGGUGAUGAAAGCGGCAUUGGCUGAUGUUCUUCGCCGUUUGGCGGCUUCGGAAGAUGCCAAGAAACAGCUGGGAGGAAAAGGUGCAGCAUUGUCCAACUCAUGCAUUACAAACGGAGGAACAUCCGGACGGAAGAGCGACUCUGCCUCGGCCACCAGGAAGGAAACCGUGUCAUCCGCCGCCAAGAGCGUAGCAGCUGAUCCCAGAAAGGAAACGUCGGGCGUCGGGCAAAGAGGUCCGAGGGAGGAGGUCCAUGAACGGGAGGAAGCCCCCUCCCCCACGCCCCCUCACCAUCAGCAAAGUCCACAGAGAAGCCAGCUGGACAGCAGUAAAAACCAGGCGCCCCCCAAGAGGGGUCAGAGGCGCUCUGCAGGCGUGGAGCGAUCUCAGAGUAGCACCUGGGUCACGUCUGACGACCACCGAAGCAAGUUGGUGAAAGCAGUGUCCACCUCCAAACUACUCGCCAAAGUGGCAAAGAAUGCUAACAGGCACAAAGAGCUGGUGGUGAGUCAAGCAGCCAAAAUGUCAACCCGGGAGAAAAACAGCCAAGCGGAGGGAAACCACAUCAAGAUGUUCAUGCGUGGACGCCCCAUCACCAUGUUUCUUCCCUCAAACGUGGAAAACUACGACGACAUCCACACGGAACUUCCUUCUGAGAAGCUCAAGCUGGAAUGGGUCUACGGUUACCGAGGACGAGACUGCAGAGCCAAUGUGUGCCUGCUUCCCACCGGGGAGAUGGUGUACUUCAUUGCCUCGGUGGUGGUCUUGUUCAACUACGAUGAGCGAAGCCAGAGGCACUACCUGGGACACACGGACUGCGUCAAGUGUCUCACCGUUCAUCCGGACAAGAUUCGCAUCGCCACGGGCCAAAUUUCCGGUGUGGACAAAGAUGGACGGGCCGUGCAGCCGCACGUCCGCAUUUGGGACAGCGUCAGUCUGUCCACGCUGCAAGUCGUCGGUUUGGGAACAUUUGAGCGAGGCGUCGGCUCCUUGGUCUUCUCCAAAGCCGACUCUGGUCAGCAUCUGAGUGUGGUUGACGAUUGCAACGACCACAUGUUGACCGUUUGGGACUGGCAGAAGAAGUCCAAGGUGGCCGAGAUAAAGACUACCACCGACGUGGUUUUGGUUGUGGAUUUCCACCCAUCGGACCCAAACACCAUCAUCACCUGUGGAAAGUCUCAUAUUUUCUUCUGGGCCUGGACCGGCACCUCGCUGGCUCGGAAACAGGGCAUCUUUGGGAAAUACGAGAAGCCAAAGUUUAUCCAGUGUCUUGCCUUCCUGAACAAUGGAGACAUUCUGACAGGAGACUCUAGAGGCGUCCUUCUCGUGUGGAACAGGAGUGCCGCCGAGGCUUCUGUGAAAGGACCGCGAGCCUUUCAGAUCAGCCGUCAGGUGAAAGGUCACGAGGGCAGCGUGUUCUGCCUGUGCCAGAUGACGAGCGGUGCCCUGCUGAGCGGAGGAGGAAAAGACCGCAAGAUCAUCCUGUGGGACCACCAAGUCCAAGCCCAGCGCGACAUUGAGGUCCCAGACCAAUACGGAAGUAUCCGGGCUGUGUCUGAAGGCAAGGGGGGCGAGUUUCUGGUGGGAACGUCGCGCAACUUUAUACUCCGAGGAACCUUCCACGAUGGCUUUACGAUGGAAGUGCAGGGUCACACGGACGAGCUGUGGGGCUUGGCGUCGCACCCGUCCAAAGAUUUAUUCCUGACGUGCGCCCAGGACCGUCUGGUGUGUCUGUGGAAUUCCACCGACCACAAGCUGCAGUGGAGUCGCAGCGUGGAGGAACAUGGCCACUGUGCAGACUUUCAUCCCAGCGGCGGAGUGGUCGCCAUAGGAACACAUUCAGGAAAGUGGUUCGUGCUGGACGCUGAGACCACCGACCUGGUCGCCAUCCACACGGACGGCAACGAACAGCUGUCCGUCAUGCGCUUCUCUGUAGAUGGUGCUCUGCUGGCAGUGGGAUCUCACGACAACUUCAUUUACAUCUACAGCGUGGCCGAGCAAGGAAGAAAGUACAGCCGAUACGGAAAGUGCUCCGGUCACUCCAGUUACAUCACGCAUUUGGAUUGGUCACCUGACAACAACUUCAUCAUGUCCAACUCCGGAGACUAUGAGAUUCUCUACUGGGAGGUGCCAAAUGGCUGCAAAUACAUUCGAAAUCGCUCCGAGUGCAAAGACAUCGACUGGGCCACAUACACCUGUGUGCUGGGUUACCAUGUCUUUGGCGUAUGGCCGGAGGGCUCGGACGGGACGGACAUCAACGCUGUGAUCCGCUCGCAUAACAGGAAGGUGCUGGCGGUGGCAGACGACUUCUGCAAAGUUCAUCUCUUCACAUACCCUUGUGCCACGCCCAAGGCUCCCAGUCACAAGUACAGCGCUCACAGCAGUCACGUGACCAACGUUAGCUUCCUAUUCGAUGACAGUUACCUGAUCUCCACGGGUGGCAAGGACACCAGCAUCCUGCAGUGGCGAUUGGUCGACAAGAGCAACCCGGCGGUGGGCGAUGCCCUCUACCGCUCAGCCGCUGACGGGCCGAGAGGAUCGUUUCCGCCAAGCCCCCUUCCCUCUUCGGACUUAACCCCGCCUCCUUCAACGUCCGUUCCGCCACCUUCCCCAAGUCCCAAAGACACUUUGGCGUUUGGCAAUGAUGCGGCUGCGUUCAGCGAUGACGCAGCCACGCCCGGCGACGGGGACCCGCCGCCCCUCGCGCCUCCCUCGUAGGCUGCCAGGAUGCCAAGGACGGCAAACAUUAGACGUUCCUUUGUCAUUUCAAAAAUUGAGAACAAGUCAUCAAGCUUGACCCGCCAAUCAAACGUGGCCGACUCGAGCGCCACACCAGUCAACUGUGCCUGCAUCACAUUUUUUGUGGUUCCGGGUUCAAAAAGUUCUCCAGCAGCCUUCCUGUGCAGUGUUUGCAUGUAGUUAGCUUGUUAGCCUUCUUGUACUCAAGUGGCCUUUCCCGCCCACAUUCCAAAAACCUUUCAGCCUGUCAGGCCUAAGACACGAAAAGAUUCUUCCUUCAAAGAUUGAGACGGAGCCCUCGCGUCCAGAUAGGAAAUCAGCCGUUUAGCGCGUGAGGCGAUGCAGUGUGUUGCGUGAACUGAGCACGUCACCACGAACACCGCACACAUUUGGAUUCUGUUUCCCCAGCCGUCUGUAUUGAUGUGGUCUCACAAAAACCAAGAAGCUCACAUAUGUGCCAAUGUUAGCCGAGUGUGUCCGAAAGGAGCGCAUGCGUGUGCUGGAGCGUUCCAUGAUGGCAAAGUCGUCGAGAAGAGACUUGCUGUGAAAAACACUUACUGGUGUCCAGGGAACUCGCUUUUAGACAAAAAAAAA